Messenger RNA from Plasmopara halstedii, 933 nucleotides. Its product is annotated as thump domain-containing protein 1-like. Gene Ontology annotation, molecular function: RNA binding. The transcript has a single exon. Gene Ontology annotation, biological process: tRNA modification. Lineage: Eukaryota; Oomycota; Peronosporomycetes; Peronosporales; Peronosporaceae. The record is from RefSeq and is a predicted model, not a curated record. The coding region runs from base 1 to 933 and encodes 310 amino acids.
AUGGUGCAAGGUAGUAGCGAUAAGAGGAAGAAGCAAUGGAUGAGUGGACGUGACGGAAGUCAGAAACGCCACAAGGGAUCGCUAGCUUCUGCAUCGAAUGCCAAAGGUCAUGGUGCUGUAUUAGUGACGUGUGAUAAGAUCAAGGAGCGCCAAAGUGUUGGAGACGCGCUCAAUAUUUUAAACGAAGCGGCUGAUCGCUUUUUCCCAGCAAAAGAAGAAGCUGAAGAGAAGACAUUGGUCGAUACCAAAGAUGAUUCUAUACAAAAGAAGCUACAAGAAGAGAUUAAAGACUUGCAAACGCAAGCCCAGAAGCGCCAAACUGGUCGAUUUACGGCUCUCGAUACUGGCGUCAAGGGUGUCAUAUUGAUUCAAUUCAAGGACGACAGUGUGUCCCCUACAGUAUUGAUGAGAAAGAUAUUUGAAGAUGCGGAGAUGACGAAAGAAUUUGCAUCUCGAUAUAUCCAAAAGAUGAUUCCAUUGGAAAAGGUUGGUUACUCCAGUGUCGAGAGCAUUAAGGAGCUUGCUGCGCCAAUGAUUGAAGCACAUUUGGAAGCUUAUCGAAAAGAGCAAGAAACGUCUGGUAAGAGCGAGGAUUUGGAGUUUGCAGUCGAGAUCAAGCGUCGCAAUUGCACAAAUCUCAACAGUAUGGACGUCAUCAAUGCGCUCGUGGAGUUGGUGGGAGAUAAUAAAACCAAAGUCAAUCUGACAACGCCCCACACUGUGCUCGUCGUCGAGGUCUUUCGAACGACAUGCGGCUUUAGUGUAUUGACGAACUUUCACAGAUUCAAAAAGUACAAUGUGCGUUCAGUCAUUGAGUCUAGAACAAAUGGUUCGAACACGACUAAACGGCGUGAUGAUAUUGAAGAGAAAAGUGCCAAAGCUGACGACUCAACAGGAAAGCAGAGCAACAACAAUAGCGACAAUGACAAAUAA